Molecule: messenger RNA, 2359 nt
Organism: Ornithorhynchus anatinus (platypus)
Lineage: Eukaryota; Metazoa; Chordata; Mammalia; Monotremata; Ornithorhynchidae
Gene: SFXN3
Product: sideroflexin 3
Exons: 10
Coding region: 73-924 (283 amino acids)
Biological process (GO): serine import into mitochondrion; monoatomic ion transport
Cellular component (GO): mitochondrial inner membrane
Molecular function (GO): monoatomic ion transmembrane transporter activity
Source: RefSeq, a predicted model, not a curated record
UGCUGGCAUCAGCUGGGGGCGGCUGCGGGCCAGAGCAGCAGGGGAGACGCGAAGGGCACCGCCGGCAGCGAGAUGGCAGGCGAACUGCCCUUAGGCAUCAACAUCCGGGACCCCCGCUGGGACCAAGGCACCUUCCUGGGCAGAGCCCGGCAUUUCUUCACUGUCACUGACCCACGCAACCUGUUGCUCUCAGGGGCCCAGCUGGAGGAAGCCCGGAGAACUGUGGAGAAUUAUCGGGCAGGGGUGGUGGACCCUGGACUGACUGAGGACCAGCUUUGGCGGGCCAAGUACAUCUAUGACUCCGCUUUCCACCCUGACACGGGGGAGAAGAUGGUGCUGAUUGGGCGCAUGUCUGCCCAGGUGCCCAUGAACAUGAUGAUCACAGGCUGCAUGCUCACCUUCUACAGGAGAACACCGACUGUGCUGUUCUGGCAGUGGGCCAACCAGUCCUUCAACGCUGUCGUCAACUACUCCAAUAGGAGUGGAGAUGCGCCCAUCACAGUUGGGCAGCUGGGAACGGCUUAUGUCAGUGCCACCACUGGGGCUGUCGUCACGGCACUGGGACUCAAGUCCCUCACCCAGCACCUGCCCUCCCUGGUGGGGCGCUUUGUGCCCUUUGCUGCUGUGGCAGCUGCCAACUGCAUCAACAUCCCCCUGAUGAGGCAGAGGGAACUCCAGGUGGGGAUCCCAGUGACUGACGAGAAGGGCCAUCGGCUGGGGGAGUCGGUGACAGCAGCCCAGCAUGGUAUCGUCCAGGUGGUGGUGUCUCGGAUUGGCAUGGCUGUGCCUGCUAUGGCCAUCCCACCUGUGAUCAUGAAUGCGUUGGAGAAGAGAGAGUUCCUCAAGCUUGGUGUUUGCCACCCCACUGUGCUGUGCGCUGUUCCCCCAGAGGAGCUCCAUAGGGGUGAGCCAACUGGAGCCUGAGGUCCAAGCGGAGAUCCGCAAGAAGAAUCCUGACAUCACAGUGGUGUAUUAUAACAAAGGCCUCUAAGGGAGUGGGCAGAGAGAGUAAUCUGGCUCAGAGCUCCUGCAGGAACAGGAUCCCCCACUGCUGUUCCCUUGUCGAGCUGGUCCCUCCCACGAGCUGCUGUUUAAACCUAGGAUGGCCCCCAUUCCCUCAGCCCCGUUGGUUCCCCCCUUCCCUGAGUCCCGUUUUUCCCCAGGGCCACUCCUUGCAGCUCAGGGGAUUGCGGCUGUUGGCAGAGGAAGGGGCUUGGUGCUAAGGUGCAGGGGGGCUCAAUCCAGUUCAGCUGAGCUGCCCCCUCCUCUGUCCUCCUCCCGGAUCCAGCCCCAGAGUCUUCCCCAACUGCUUUGUCAUGGGGAGUCGGGGAGAGCUGUCUUUGUCAUUGCUGGGUCCUCAGAUGGAGGGGCCGGAUGCUCAGAGUUUGGCUCUGGGUUGGGAAUGGGAUGACCAAUUUCCUAUUCCCCAACCUUAACCCUUGUCCACAUACUGCUGCUUCCAACUCCCACUCCAGACUAGUGAGGGAGGGCUUGGCUGCCACCCUUGCUGCCUUGCCCUCACCCCAGACAGCCUGGAACUGUUCAAGUUCUCUGCAACCAGGUUCCUUUUGCCAUGCCUCUGCAGUCCCUGAACCCCAAGACUUCCAGGGCCCAAUUAACUGGGGAGACACUCCACAGCUCUGGGCACAAGCCCUCCCCUCCAGCUGUCCCCCUCGCCUCAACCCACCUCUCUGGGACUGUGCUUCUUUUUGCUUUUUUGUACUAGAACAAAUCCCUGAUGCUCUGUUUGUGCAUUUGUUCUGGGGUCUCAGCCUCAGGGGGCCUUCUGACCAGACCUUACCCCAGGGCCCAAAUCCCAUUUUACAGCUCAGCAAGAACAGAGAAAAGCAGGGGGUGGAUGUGUGUGUGUGUGUGUGUGUGUGUACGCGUACAUGUGUCUCCAACCCCCAAAAGUAUAAUUCUGGGGAGGAAACUUUCCCUGCAAACUAGGGGUGGGUGGAAGGGAGCAGUCUUCUGAAAGACAGUACUGCCAUGUUUUCUGAGCUCCUGAGCCUCACAGAAAUAUUUUGGAAAAACCUCACAGGAGGUACCCUUCCCCUUCUCCCCUCAUAUCCCAUCCCCCAAACAAACCUACUUGACUUGGCCUGAGCCUCAAGAAUGACCCUAAGAUGCACAGUUGGAGAUGGUUUAUUCCUUGGCCCCUGGGCUCAGAAAAGGGCUUUGUGGGGGCCUGUGUAUUCUCUCCCAGUGCUUAAUACAGAGCUCUGCACACAGCAAGUGCUUAGUAAAUAUUAUUACUACUCCUCCCCUCUACCUCGCACCUCUUCACUCUACCGCCACUGCACCAGCAGGAACUCCAGAAAUAUAACUGUUUCCAAAUAAACUUUUCUGUCUCUUG